AGCCACCAGUGUUGCUACAAGUCCAUCGUCUCGAUCGAGUCAUUCUCGAUCCACUGACUGGCUUCGCAGACAGGGGGAAACGAUCCCCCCGGAGAAGACAGAACAAGCUAGAGAACGACCCACCGAUCGACGUCCACUCCUCGCUACUCACUCACUCCUCACUGCACAACAGCCUCAGUUGAAGGCGUGUGUGACAUUGUGCCUGACCCUGAAGUGCAGUCCUUCAACCUCACAGCAUCAUCAGCUUUUUCCAUAUCAUAAUCAAUAAUCAUAAGCUCGUUAUCACCCAAAAGUGAGUGUAGAAUGCCCUAAUCAUGAACGGGUUGAUCCGGACCAAGGGAGGGGGAAAACAACAUGUGAUCUCAUCAUGACUCAAUAAUCUUUCUCUCGCCAUUGGGAACCAACUGGAGUCCUGAAUCUAAACAUACUCGCUCUCACAUACUCACACACUUACACACCCUGUCAUCGGCUGACAUGAUCGUCGAGGCCGAUUCCGUCGACAUCCUGGAUCACGGUGUUCAUCUCAGUAGGAGUAGACACACCUUCGACCAAGAACUCGGAUACUUCAGCCUUUGUUGAAACGACAUCGGCGACAACCAACCAACGACGACGACCACGUUGGCCGCCACGGCCUCAGAAAUGGCCUUCAUGUUGAAGAAGAAGCGCUACAAAUUCCAAGUGGACCUGUGCCUGGAGGAGCUCUCCGAAGUGACGUACUCCAAAGCCAUCAUGUUUGCCAAGGUCCGUCAAUUGGAGGGAGGAUCUUUUAUUGGCACGUCGAAACGAAUGGAUGUUCAAAAUCAUCGUGUCCGUUAUGAUGCCAAAUUCGAUUUUCCUUGCAAAAUGAGUGCCAGUGCGUCGUCCGGGAUUCUGGAUUCCUGUAAAUGUCGGGUCUCUAUUCGAUUGGAGGAGAAAGGAGGACGAAAUUUUCGGAAACUGGGAUUUUCGGACAUCAAUUUGGCGGAGUACGCCGGGGCGGGUCCAUGUACGCAGCGAUACAUUCUUCAACCUUAUGAUCAAAAUCAUCGUCUGGACAACUCGAUUCUUCAGAUUUCCCUUAACAUCACGCUCAAGGAAGGCGACACAAUCUUUCAGAGACCCCUGACUCGUCAGCAACCCAUAUCUUUACCCGGUGAAGAUCGAUUGUCGGGGUCGUCUCUGAAUCUGGCCAAUAUCCCACCGAGCAGCUCAUCGGGUCCUGCAAUACAAGGGUCUCAAGCCACGACCUCGGUUUCAGGGUCACAAUUGAGCGUUCCGGGACCUUCUGCUCAAAGUGGAACGCGGGAUCCGGUCCGAAAAGUCGCCGGGAUUGUUGCUGCAACUGAUCUAGUCAAAAAUGCGUCGGGAUGCUCUUUAGGGUCAUCCGGUCAAGACACACCGCCCCCUUCUCUAAGUUUGGGGUCGUUGGGCGUUGUGCCUUCGUUAGGGUCUUCCUCGGGCUCAUCUUCGGGCGUUCAAACGGGCAGUUCGAAUCUACCUGAGGGUGGACAAAGUCACACCCGAAAUUCGUCGACCACAAGCCAGACAUCGGCUGGUUACGCCUCUCAAGUAAGCGGGGGUCAGCCCACUCAUUCACGGCAAUCUAGUUCGGGUGACUCCACUCAUGGAAGGGCCCAUAGACAAUCCAUGGCUUUCGUUCAGUCACCACCAACUACUUUCUUGUCGCUACUCCGACACAAGACCAGGAGUAGCUCCGAUCUUGAGAGCCACUAUCACUCUCAGCCUUCGCAAUCCUGGCAGACCACUUUACUCAAAGACAAGCUUCACCUGGUUCGAUCUGACCCGUCUCCAACGUUGCUCCGGCAGCAGAUGAGUAGCCCCGGUCAGUUGUCCUCGCUGGGAUCACCCACCGGAUCCAUGGCGAGUGGAUAUGUCCAGUGGAAACGGAGACCCCGCUUGGAACACUCGUCGUCGGUGCGAACACCUCAUGUGGAUCCAAGACCUCUGAGACUUCAUCGGAGAUCCGUUUCUGACUUUGAUUGGCAUUUGAGAAACCUCAGUCAAGGAAGUUCGGAUACCGGUUUCUUUGGGUCCAUGGAGAAGGAGAAACGCCGGAAGCAGAAAUUGGACGAAGGCCGCCGAGAUCCGGAAUCCGUAAUCAAUGAGCUCAUGGAAGGGGUCGAUUUUGACAAAGCCACGAAAGAAGACGCUGAAACUACCGGCCUUCAGUUGUAUGUGUGUAAAGACGGAACGGUAACCUUUGAUAAGAACUCAACGUCAAGACGCGAUAUCAAGCCGGUGGUGAUCCAUUCAGAACCCCAUUAGAAGACAGGGUCCAAGAAUGAACGAUGCACAACCAAAGCCGAGGGACACCCAGACCGAAAUUGGCUCCAAAUGCCACCUUGGGGUCUUGUACAGUCACCCUGGGGAGCCACGUGUUUAUGGCCAUGAGAGAGAAAUGACAACAAUUGUUCAAUAUCAUUUUGGCUUCCACUUCAGUGUUUUUUGCUCAUGACGUCCUCCCCUUGAUCAUUCGGUGUUAUUCCUCUUCUUGACCCCGUCCGCUUGCCUUCGUUCAGUUACAUAGUUCGCCCUGAAAUUGAUGUUCUUUCCUUAGCAUCCGUCCCGGUUUGCUCGAUCAUUCACUCAAAUCAACUUCAGCCCAAUCCUAAGAAUUUGACUGUGAUACCCCUUGAUCUACUUCCCCUCUUAACCCACUGAAAUGUUUAUUAGUAUAAUUAUUAUGAUCAUUAUUAUUAUUAUUAGCAUCAUGACGCCCUUGAAGUAUUUCUGUUACAUUAAAUCUAUAUGAAAUCAUCACGAUAGUUAAGAGCAAAAAAAAAAACAAAUGAGCUCCUAAAGUUUGUCAGUAUCGAUGUUUCCCGCAUCAAAUCGUUUCUUUUAAAAAAAUGAUGUUAUCUGAUAUUCGCGUCAGAGCCAACAAGAAUUGCAUUAUGAGUGCUGUUUUGAAAGAAUAAAUACGAUUAGCGAAAAGAAAUCGCCUAAUGAAAUUGAUUUCGAUUCGGCUUUUAAAGAUACCGAUUGCUCUCUGGAUCAACUCGUGCUCUUACUCGUCAAGUAGAUUCGGAAUAUGAAUCUCCAAAAAUUCAAUUGCAUGAAAAUUGAUGGAUUCGUGCUUAACCAAAGCUAUAAUGCAGUCAAUUACGAUUACCUUCAUGGCCGUUCUGGGCUUUGGGUUAGCUAAUGCCAAGAUCUUUACCCAAGAGGAAGUUAUCCGUGCCCUCCGAACCCAAGGAGAAAUUCCAGAGGAAGAUAUCGCCAAAUACGUUUGCAUCGCUUGCCACGAAACUCGUUACAACUCGUCGGCCAUCCACAAAGACGAUGCUUUUGGACUCUUCCAACUCUCGGAUGACUUUUGGUGUGGCAAAGGAUUUAAAGGAGGAGAGUGCGAGGCAGAUUGUUAUGAUUUUACGGACGACCAUCUCGAGGACGAUGUCCAAUGCUUGACCAAGGUUACCCCCCAUAAUUGGCCAACUUACGUCGAGAAAUGCGCUCAAGACCCGUUUUUAUUCCGAUUUGGAGAGGAGUGUACUUUUGAUGAGGAAGAAUUUACCAAAGACAACCGACGAAUGUGGUGUCCAACUUGUGCUACAAGAUUAGACUAGACUUAGUUUGACGACAUUUUUAAUAAAUAAAUUAUUUCCUUAA
Messenger RNA from Tigriopus californicus, 3609 nucleotides. RefSeq names its product early estrogen-induced gene 1 protein-like. NCBI's taxonomy places the organism in Eukaryota, Metazoa, Arthropoda, Copepoda, Harpacticoida, Harpacticidae. The record is from RefSeq and is a predicted model, not a curated record. Bases 640 to 2265 code for a protein of 541 amino acids. The transcript is spliced from 12 exons.